This is a messenger RNA of Symbiodinium necroappetens, 1629 nucleotides long. The record is from the annotation of a GenBank genome assembly. Lineage: Eukaryota; Dinophyceae; Suessiales; Symbiodiniaceae.
AUGCUUGUCCUGUUCGGACUGCUUCUUGCUGUUUCGCCGCGCGCUUACUGUUGUAUUGCCGUUCCUCCACUUCCAGCACCGGAAGUGGUAGGUAGCGUGGACGGUUACACGCACUUGCGCGUCCACGUGCGGGAGGACUUGGCGCUCUCAGUGCUCGAGGCCUCCCUCCCAGAGCAAGAGCGCCUCGUCGAGGACGCGUUGGAACAACCCAUUGCCUCUGCAGGAAGCGAUCCGUACGGUCUGGUGCUUUGGCCAGCGGCGCAGGUUGUGGCAGCAGCCUUGAUUGGCCUCCUCGGCACUUACGGGAAGAAACGCCCCGCGCGUGUGGUGGAACUCGGCGCCGGAACAGGGCUGUGCUCGUUGGCUGCGGUGGCUACAGGGCACCAGGCACUAGCGACGGAUUAUCGUGAGGAGCCUUUGGCACUCCUGCGCCAGGCCGCGGCCCUCAAUGAGAACCAGCUCAGCAAAAGGCUGCCUGUGGAUACUGCGCUGCUAGAUUUCACGAAGGAGGAUGUGCCAGAAGCUGACGUUGUGGUUGCAGCAGACCUGCUGUACUUGCGCUCAACAUCACAAGCGCUUGCAGCAGGAUGUCUUGCUGCCCUGCGGCGAGGUGCCCAGGUCCUGGUUGGAGAUACCGGGCGGCCUGGGCGACCAGCGUUCCUGGACGUGCUAAAACAAGAGCUACGAGGCGCUGCCCGGCAGUUUCGCCCUGUGCAAGGAUGGAGUCUGGUGAGCCCACGGCACGAGCUGAUCUCCACGAGCCAAGCUCAACCACGACUUCUCAAUGUGGGGUUGCUGCACCUGACGCCUGCAGACCUUGAAAAUUCACCGCAUCAAGAAAGGGAGAUGCUUGAGGACAGAAGAGAGACGCCAGACAGCAGACGUACCAUUCUUGACACUGCUGGCGACUCGGCCAUGGAGCUAUCGAGCCGGCCCAGCGCGGGCCGCAGGCCCACUGGGCACCGGCUGCCCAGGCUGCCCAGGAUCAGGCUGAGGCUGGCGCUGCUGGCUGCUUUAGCGGCCUUGUCAGCCUGGUCUCGAAACCAACUUACCCCCACGUUCUCUCGCACACCGACCUCGCGCCGUGCCCUCCUGGCUCUCGCCGCGCCUUUGCCUGCGGCUGCGGCUCCGGCUCCGGCACUGGGUGACAUCCCGUGGGAUGAGCCAAAGCGGAAGAAGACACCCCUGCCGCAGCUUGCAGAAGAAUUCACUCGCGCUUUCCAGCGCACCCAGUGGGGUGUGAAUGGACGAGUGGAGCCUCGAUACUUCUCUGAUAGUUUUGUAUUUCGCGAUCCAGAUGUGACAACAAAUGGUAUUCGCGAAUACGCCAAGGGCACUGGCACUGUACUGUCUGGCUGCAAAGCCGAUGCUGUCGAUGUCCAGAUAAUCGAGCCGGACAAGUUUGCAAUUCGUUGGCGCAUUGAGGGCACGGCGAAUGUGCCUUUCCCGGGUCUGAAGAUAAAGCCGUACAUCGUCACCAGUACCUUCACCGUGAAUGAAAAUGGAUUGGUGGACUCCGAAACGGAUGCGUUUUCCAUACCGACCUGGGACAUCCUGCUGUCUGCUCUCACUCCGGGAUUGCCAUUCCUGGCCCCUCCUGAGCCGCCGGUCGCAUCGCCGUUUGCAUAG